Molecule: messenger RNA, 922 nt
Organism: Salvia hispanica
Lineage: Eukaryota; Viridiplantae; Streptophyta; Magnoliopsida; Lamiales; Lamiaceae
Product: actin-depolymerizing factor 3-like
Biological process (GO): actin filament depolymerization
Cellular component (GO): actin cytoskeleton
Molecular function (GO): actin binding
Source: RefSeq, a predicted model, not a curated record
CUGUGGAAUAUUGUUGUCUGUGAACAUAUUCAUUUCUGGUCUCAUCUCCAUCCACCCCUUUUCUUUCGCAGCCCUAAAAUUUCUCUCUCUAAAUUUCGCCCUCGAUCUUCUCCGAUCAUCCCUCGCUACCAUGGCCAAUUCAGCAUCUGGAAUUGCUGUGCAUGACGAGUGCAAGCUGAAGUUUAUGGAGUUGAAAACCAAGCGAUCACACCGUUUCAUAGUUUUCAAGAUCGAAGAGAAGCAGGUUAUCGUGGAGAAGCUUGGAGAACCAGACAAAACUUAUGAUGACUUUACUGGACACCUUCCUGCUGACGAGUGCAGAUAUGCAAUUUAUGACUUUGACUAUUUCACCGAAGAGAAUGUCCCAAAGAGCAGGAUAUUCUUCAUCGCCUGGUCCCCCGACACUGCAAAAGUUAGGAGCAAGAUGAUCUACGCGAGCUCAAAGGACAGGUUCAAGAGGGAGCUAGAUGGGAUCCAGAUUGAGCUGCAAGCAACUGACCCAACUGAGAUGGGUCUGGAUGUCUUCAAAAGCCGCGCAAAUUAAAGGCUUCUAGAGUAGCAGUGGAGUAUGAUACUAGCUCUAUGCUUUGCUCUACAGAAUGUUAAUAGUUUGUGGAACUAUGGUGCUGGCUAAAGCUAUAAUACCUUUCCUGGUCGAAGCUUAUAUUCUGUUAGCCAUGUCUUUAUCUAGAAGAAGCUGUGAUUUUUGAUCUGUUUUUCUGUGUGGAGUUUAUUUCUGGAUUUCGUGGGAUGGAUGACAUCUAUUGGAUUGGUUUUCUGCAUUUCAGAAGGAAAAAAAGUAUUUGUCCGAGUUUUUCUUGUAACAACUCUCGGUUUAUGUUGCCAUGAGUGUAAAGUUAUCAAACACUUGGUAACAGACUGAGUAUUCUUGGUUUGGGGUUAUUGAUUUCGGUUCAGGUUA